GGGAAGAGACGCCUCGGGGAGGAGGGAAAGGGAUCUGGGGGCGGCCACGGCAGGGUUAACCUCCAUUUCAGCUAAUCAUGGGAGAGAUUAAAGUCUCUCCUGAUUAUAACUGGUUUAGAAGUACAGUCCCCCUUAAAAAGGUCAGGAACCACUAAAUCAGGAGGACUUCUGAUGACCUUCUUCUUUCUCACCCCCUUUUCCCCAGAAAGCCAUUUUUUCCCUGAACCCAUUCCCCACACCUGAUUGAAUAGUGUGAAACAUUCUCUGGGGACAGUGACACCUACUCCUGCCUCAUCCCUCCUUCUCUAGCAGACGUCUCCCCCUCAGAGGCUUGGUCUAGAUCAGGCUCCUGAAGUGGGAUCUCCUGAGUGAUCCCAUCUCUACCCAGUUUCUCCCCGGAGCUGGAGUCUUUUCUGCCCCUCGCCUCUCCUGUUCACACACUGACCCUGCUGAUCCCAGCCAGCCCUCCGGGCCAGCACCCAAGAGUGACUCUGCAAAUUGUUCUCUUCCUACGUGCGUGCAUGCAUGCACACACACACACAGCCAGAAGUAUGGGGAAGAAAUAAGAUGCUGUGUACAGAGGUUACUGUUUGAUGAUUAUUGUGGAUGAUGAUGAUAGCAAGGUCUGGUCGCUCUAUGAUGCAGGCCCCAGAAACAUCAGGUGUCCUCUCAUAUUCCUCCCUCCCGUCAGCGGAACUGCAGAUGUAUUUUUCCGGCAGAUUUUGGCUUUGACUGGAUGGGGUUACCGAGUUAUAGCUCAGAGGGAUCCACUGACAUCCAGGAGACGGAAAGCUUGCUUUAAUUUGCAGUAUCCAGUUUAUUGGGACCAUCUUGAAUUCUGUGAUGGAUUCAGAAAACUUUUAGACCAUUUACAGCUGGAUAAAGUUCAUCUCUUUGGGGCUUCUUUGGGAGGCUUUUUGGCCCAGAAGUUUGCUGAAUACACUCACAAAUCUCCCAGAGUCCACUCCCUCAUCCUCUGCAAUUCCUUCAGUGACACUUCUAUCUUUAACCAAACAUGGACCGCAAACAGCUUUUGGCUGAUGCCAUCAUUUAUGCUCAAAAAAAUAGUUUUAGGAAACUUUUCAUCUGGCCCAGUGGACCCUAUGAUGGCUGAUGCCAUUGAUUUCAUGGUGGACAGGCUGGAAAGUUUGGGUCAGAGUGAACUGGCUUCAAGACUUACCCUGAAUUGUCAAAAUUCCUACGUGGAACCUCAUAAAAUUCGGGACAUCCCUGUAACCAUUAUGGAUGUGUUUGACCAGAGUGCACUUUCAACUGAAGCUAAAGAAGAAAUGUACAAAUUGUAUCCUAAUGCCCGAAGGGCUCACCUUAAGACAGGAGGCAAUUUCCCAUACCUGUGCAGAAGUGCAGAGGUGAAUCUCUAUGUACAGAUUCAUUUGCUGCAAUUUCAUGGAACCAAAUAUGCAGCUAUUGACCCAUCGAUGGUCAGUGCCGAGGAACUCGAGGUGCAGAAAGCCAACAUUGGCAUCAGUCAGGAGGAGCAGUAGCUCUUAGUGAUGAGUGCUCCCAGCGUGUUCAAUCAGUGACGUCAGUGCCUGCCAGUCGGCCUGUCUCUUCGGUUCGUCAGGUUCACCGGUUAUCACUGUGUUUGGAACUAGGACUGAUUGUCAUCUUUGUGACAGGCGGCAGCUCUUCUAAGCCAGUGUAACUAUUCCCGCUUCAGUUUUUUUUUAGCUUUUGAACUUAAAGAAGUACUUUUGAAGUCUCCCAUUUUAAGAAUUGUGAAAAUUUUGCUACCAAAAGUCUUCACCACUAUGUUCUUAAGUGAAUGUUAAUUUCUGAGUCUUGGGAUUUUGUGGAUUUUUUUCCUUUCCUUUCUUCCUUUCUUUCUGUUAUUUGCUGUAAAUGCUGCACAUCUGCAUUGUGUAUCAGAAGGACAUUGGUUAUUUUUAUGCUUUCUUGGUUAUAACUUAUCAGAGUGCCAAGGCUGUCACCUACUGUUUGCUCUCCUGCAAAGCAACUGCUUCUAAUUUCCAGUUAAGCAAACUGUUUUCAGUUUUGGCCUGCUGUCUUUCUACCCAUUAGUCUUUGGAAUAAAAAUUCAAUUUCA
Molecule: messenger RNA, 2068 nt
Organism: Hippopotamus amphibius kiboko
Lineage: Eukaryota; Metazoa; Chordata; Mammalia; Artiodactyla; Hippopotamidae
Gene: SPG21
Product: SPG21 abhydrolase domain containing, maspardin
Exons: 11
Coding region: 594-1505 (303 amino acids)
Cellular component (GO): cytosol; trans-Golgi network transport vesicle
Molecular function (GO): CD4 receptor binding
Source: RefSeq, a predicted model, not a curated record